GACAAAAACAUACUGACACUUAAAACGCAAUAACUUCACUUCCAAUAGAUGAAAUGUCAUGAAAUUUUUACUAGAAGUCAAUAAAAGAUUGCAGAUUCUAACGCACUAGUCGACAUAUAGAUGGCGUCACUAGAGUUUACUUUGUUACUUUUUUACUGUUUACUUUGGAACGCACCUUGUAUUAUAAGUCAAGGAGAUAAAACUGCUUAUUAUUUAUCUACUUGUAUUUAUGGAAUUGUCGUUUUUUAUCAGUUAAUUAAAAAAUAUUUGGAAGAAGUAUUAUUUCAACCGAUUAAUUAAAUUUCCUAUAAAAGAAUACAUCAAAGGUGCUCUACAGUUAUUUGUAGUUUAAAGAAGUGAACGAAAACAACAAGCUGUGAAAGAACUUACUUAAGCGUAAUGAAAUUAUUUUUUCUUGGAUUAUGUUUGGCAAUAGCCGUGGUCGAUGCUGGAAUUUUGGUGAAUCCUUGUAAGCGUGUAGGAUUAUUCGCACUCGUCGAUAACUCUCAAUUAUUUUAUGCAUGUGAUCUUAAUGAGGACGACACAUUCAAUAUCAAAUAUUUAAAUUGUGAAAGUGGGUACAUUUUUAAUCGUUACGAUGGAUUCUGUGUGCCAAAAGUCGCGUAUUUUAGUGACUCCGAAGACAGUUCUGAUGGCGAUGAAGAUGUACAAAAUCCUACAAUACCCACAACUUCUACGACAAGCGGUGACCUCAUCAGACCAACUAUACCCAAUAGAGCUCCGACUGGUAGUAUUGACAAUCAGACACCCGCAGAAGAUGAGUCUGAAACUACUGAUGCAUCGGCAACAACGGAUGACCCUGCAACUACUGAAGAUCCGGAAACAACUGAUGCCUCUGUAACUACUGAAGAGCCGGCAACAACUGAUACUCCUGUAACUACUGAACAGCCGGAAACAACAGAUGCUCCUGUAACUAUCGAAAGGCCAUCAACAACUGAUGCCCCCGUAACUACUGAAGAGCCGGAAACAACAGAUGUCGCGAUAACUACUGAAGAGCCAGGAACAACUGAUGCCACUGUAACUACUGCAGAGCCGGCAACAACUGAUGUCUCUGCAACUACUGAAGAGCCGGAAACAACAGAUGCCCCUGUAACUACUGAAGAGCCGGAAACAACCGAUGCUGUAACAACUAGUACCACCAUAACCACUGAUGCACCUACAAGCACUGAGAAUCCAGAUACAACCACGCAAGAACCGGAAUCUACUACACUACCGGCAUUCGAUUGCCCCGAUGUUGGCUUCUAUCCACAGUUUGGCUCUUGUGAGAAAUUCGCUUUUUGCGCCGAAGUUAAUGGCGAAAUUGUGUAUUAUUUACAAAGUUGUCCCGAAGGUCAACAGUUUAACUAUUGCUCGAACUUUUGUGAUAGCAAUUUUGAUUGCAACGCAGACUGCCCCUCAACUAUGAAGUUGCCCGAAGAAAACCGCUCUUCGAUAUUCAACCUUUUUCAUUUUCUUAAAUUGUUUUAAAUGACUAUUAUAUUACAUCGGGUUUGGACCCUAAGAAAAGAAUGUUUUGCUUUUCAUGAAACUAAUCACGUGUAAUAAAAGCAUUUAAAUAAAUUUAAUUUUUUAUGUACAUAUCUACAGUAGCAUAGCUUGUUUUCAAAUGCGAAAUUAAUUAUAAUACUCGACUAAUACGAGCACGAAAAGAACAAGAGUUUAUUUUUUCUUAUUGAGGUCUUCUCAUGAAUAAACCUUAUCUUUGGUCGAGACGGCUCUUGCUAA
Bactrocera oleae (olive fruit fly) is the source of this 1746-nucleotide messenger RNA. It is a transcript of the gene Muc18B, whose product is annotated as Mucin 18B. Gene Ontology annotation, molecular function: chitin binding. Gene Ontology annotation, cellular component: extracellular region. The record is from RefSeq and is a predicted model, not a curated record. NCBI's taxonomy places the organism in Eukaryota, Metazoa, Arthropoda, Insecta, Diptera, Tephritidae.